This is a messenger RNA of Linderina pennispora, 1350 nucleotides long. RefSeq lists its product as uncharacterized. Lineage: Eukaryota; Fungi; Kickxellomycota; Kickxellomycetes; Kickxellales; Kickxellaceae. The record is from RefSeq and is a predicted model, not a curated record. The transcript has a single exon. The coding region runs from base 1 to 1350 and encodes 449 amino acids.
AUGCGCUUUACUCUAGCUACUGCUUUUGCCAUCCUUGCUGCUACUGCUGCUGCCAACCAGGCUGGCCCUGUUGACAACGAUAUCUCGACGCCUUCCAACGAUCAGGCUGGUGGAAUUAUUGAGCCUCUCGUCGAGACUACCGAGGAAUACGAUGAGGAGGAUAACCAGCGCGGCGGUCGCGGUCGCGGCAGCGGCCGUGGAAAGGACUUCCUCAGCGACCUGGGCGUCGAACUGAUUGGUACUGGUGUGGAGUCUGGUCUCAACGCUGCUAUCUACAACAAACGCAGCAUCGAUUAUGAUGAGGAGUACGAUGAGGAUGACAACCAGCGUGGUGGUCGCGGUCGUGGCAGUGGCCGUGGAAAAGACUUCCUGAGCGACCUCGGUGUCGAGUUGAUCGGCACUGGUGUUGGUGCCGGUCUUGAUGCUGCUAUCUACAACCAGCGUGGUGGUCGUGGUCGCGGCAGUGGUCGCGGCAAGGACUUCCUUAGUGAUCUGGGUGUCGAGCUGAUCGGCACUGGUGUGGAGUCUGGGCUCAAUGCUGCCAUCUAUAACCAGCGCGGCGGCCGUGGUCGCGGCAGCGGCCGUGGAAAGGACUUCCUCAGCGACCUGGGCGUCGAGUUGAUCGGCACUGGUGUUGGUGCCGGUCUUGAUGCUGCCAUCUACAACCAGCGUGGUGGUCGUGGUCGCGGCAGCGGCCGUGGAAAGGACUUCCUCAGCGACCUGGGUGUCGAGCUGAUUGGUACUGGUGUCGAGUCCGGCCUCAACGCUGCUAUCUACAACAAGCGUAGUAUCGACUAUGAUGAAGAGGACUAUGAGGAUGAUAACCAGCGCGGUGGUCGUGGUCGCGGCAGCGGUCGCGGCAAGGACUUCCUUAGCGACCUGGGUGUCGAGCUGAUUGGUACUGGCGUUGGUGCCGGUCUUGAUGCUGCCAUCUACAACCAGCGUGGUGGUCGUGGUCGCGGCAGCGGUCGCGGCAAGGACUUCCUUAGCGACCUGGGUGUCGAGCUGAUUGGUACUGGUGUGGAGUCUGGCCUCAACGCUGCCAUCUACAACCAGCGCGGCAGUCGCGGUCGCGGCAGCGGCCGUGGAAAGGACUUCCUCAGCGACCUGGGUGUUGAGCUGAUUGGUACCGGCGUUGGUGCCGGUCUUGAUGCAGCUAUCUACAACCAGCGCAGCGGUAAGGGUAACGGCAAGGGCAAGGAUAACGGCAAGGGCAAGGAUAACGGCAAGGGCAAGGAUAACAGCCAUGGAAAGAAGCCUAUUUUCACCGGACCUUUCCGCCCUGGACCUUUCAGCCCUGGACCUUUCAGCCCCCCUCCCUUCUACGACAUGCCUGAGGUCUACUUCUAA